UCACAUAGAGUGUUCGCAUAGCAAACAAACUUGUUUAUUUUUGUUUCCAUAUUAAAACCCGGGUUUUGUUUUUUAACUCGUUCAUAGUACAUGUAAGUGCAGGGGGACGCAUCGCACAUAAACAAUAAAACAAGACAAACCCAUGGACACAAAAUACACAGACACCUCAUAAAAAUGAAAUGAAAUGGGGUUUAACGUCCUACUACACCUCAAACAACAAAACGUAUAUAUCAUAUGUCAACACUUCAGUCGGCCUUCUUUCCGUCGACUUAAACAUCGAGUGAUGUUGAUUUCAUUAUUUGUAUCUGUCUCAAGCUACAUGUACACCUGCUCAGCUACAUAAACAAAAUUUAAAUAACAUGGUCGUGUGCUUUAUCCCCAACCCCACCCAUCAAAAAAUGGAUACAUUGGGACGUCGAACCCUCACUCACUUUCACUGCACGCCCAAAUUACUAAAGUCCUCCACAUAUUACUACAUUAAAAGAAAAUGAUUAGCAGGGUCCUUAUAAAAGCUUAUCGAUAAAACACUGUUAAUUAAACAAGUAAUUAAGAUUAUAAUAUAAUAAAUUACCAAUAGAUGAUGGAUUGAACUGCAUAGAAAGAUGUCAUAUUUCAAAUUUACUUCCUGGUACGAACUGAAUUUUAUGGUAUAAUUAAAUGAUAACAAAUUGAGGUACAUCGCCGUAGGCUCAGUCUAAUUAAUUGUGAACGACUACUAAUGAGUAUGUAGAAAAAUGUGUUUACCCAGUACGACGUGAGCUUUAUAAGUCUAUAUAUUGUAAACUUAUGUUCGUAUAAAUUCUGCAAUGUUCUAGAAAUACACAAGAUAAUAUUGGCUUCCUCUAAAUGAAGUUGCUGGGAAUUGCCCCAAUGGAUUUAUUUUUGUAUUUUGUUUAAGUGCCACGAGAAUGAUGUGAUAAUCUGGAAAUCUGUAUUUGUGAUGUCAGAACUUUCUAAUUCAAAUUGGAAAUUUGUGUUUUAUUACCUGGUGUAAUUACUUGAUCUCUAAAGCAGGAAAAAAAUACUAGCUGUGUAUAAUUCAGCAAAACAUUAUAAUCCGAAAUGAGCACAAAGUUAUUAUUCCGAAAACGUUUUAUUGUUACAACUCUGUCGCUUAUGGGGUUCCUCUUCUGGGUUUAUAUAUUGCAUCCCCUAAAAUGGAAUCCGGCACAACAUAGAGAUGUCAACAAACUGUACAAAAAUUUUAAAUAUCAUUCACAACCAGGUUCACGGCUCAUGAAAGUACACAAAUAUCUUAAUAACGAAUGGAUAAUCGAUGGGAAUAUCUGUAGAAAUACCGCGGAAGUGUUUAUUACAGGAAUAUUGUUAAAUGGGCCACAAGGAACGCUUCCGAUAUACGUCCAUUCUCCUCUGGCAGAUCAAUUCGUUUCUGGUGGUAUUAUUCGUGAAGGCGCCUGGGAAAGUGAUUAUGUCAGUCUGAUCCAUGCAUAUCUUUUAAAUGACACAUCCUUGGAUUUUGUGGAUAUCGGAGCCAAUAUUGGCGUGUAUACUCUAACAAUGUCCAAGUUAGGACGACAGGUUAUUGCCAUUGAACCCUUUAAACCCAAUAUACAAAGGCUGUGUCGAACGCUGGAAGAUAACCGUGUUGACAAUCACGUAACUUUAGUAACCAAUCCUUUGUCUGAUAAUAGAACGACCGUUGUCAUGCAUGAACAAUUUGGAAAUAUUGGCGGAACACAUGCGCAAAAAACUGAUGGCAACGUCCCAGGCACGUUAAAUACGAUCACGUUGGAUGACGUUUACAAUUUAAAGCCACUGAAACGCGUGGUCAUUAAAAUGGAUGUCGAAUCUUACGAAAAUAAAGUCCUUCAAGGAGGAAAGGAGUUUUUUGAUAAAGUGGAUGUUCGAAUAAUUUUAAUGGAGUGGGUGCAACACAAACAAAGCAAAGAUGCUAGAGCAAUUAUAAGUUUUCUAACAGAACGUAAUUUGUAUCCCUACACGGUCGAACAGGUUCCAUUACCGCUGGAACUACAUUAUUUUGCUGGCUGGCCCAAUGAUGUUCUGUGGAUUAAUAAGAAUCCACUGAUGACUUGGGACAAGAAGCUCAAUGAGUAAAGCGCUGGUUCACUAAUCAGCAUGUCCCAGAUUCGACGCCGGUGUUGGCCGUGAAGGUACCUCAGGUUUUUCUAGCGUGGCUUUUCAUCAUCAAUAAAAUUCAAGCUGGACGGUUCGACAAAAACAAUUUAAAGUAGCCUAAUUUAGACAUUUCGGGUUUUGAGAAAACAAAAUUUUGAACUGUGCAAAAAAAAGGAAGGAUGAAAGGUAUUUUAUUCAACACACCGUGAAACGCCUGCCUUUUCUUUUCUUCUAUCAUAUAUGACUGACCAUUAAUCUUUACAAUAAAUAUCCCCUUAGUAUAUCUUUCUCAUAAAUAAAUAUAACACUUGCUUAUUGCUGGAAAUCAUAUUACCAGAUGCAGAAUAAUUUCAGGAAUCAGCUUUGAAUUUAACACAGGAUCAGUAAGUUUACAGUUCACCAAUCAGAAGUCCGUAAAUGACCUCGAUAUUCUACCAGGGCCGGAUUAAAGGGGGACAGGGUGGCAACCGGGAGCCCCAAAUCAAUGGAGCGCUCAAGCUAGUUAUUGGUUAGCAUUAUAAUUAGAGACCACAGUGGAAAUUGGGCCGUUUACAGAUUUGUGUUUUAUCUGUGCACUUUUAGAUAAAGCAUAAAUUUUGAUAUAUUUUAUAAUUUUAUAGUUUAUUGUAUCUGUUUGU
Molecule: messenger RNA, 2735 nt
Organism: Patella vulgata (common limpet)
Lineage: Eukaryota; Metazoa; Mollusca; Gastropoda; Patellidae
Exons: 1
Coding region: 1063-2076 (337 amino acids)
Source: RefSeq, a predicted model, not a curated record